Messenger RNA from Megalops cyprinoides (Indo-Pacific tarpon), 2507 nucleotides. It is a transcript of the gene puf60a, whose product is annotated as poly-U binding splicing factor a. Gene Ontology annotation, molecular function: RNA binding. The coding region runs from base 797 to 2350 and encodes 517 amino acids. Lineage: Eukaryota; Metazoa; Chordata; Actinopteri; Elopiformes; Megalopidae. The transcript has 12 exons. Gene Ontology annotation, biological process: alternative mRNA splicing, via spliceosome; mRNA splice site recognition; regulation of alternative mRNA splicing, via spliceosome. Gene Ontology annotation, cellular component: precatalytic spliceosome; catalytic step 2 spliceosome. The record is from RefSeq and is a predicted model, not a curated record.
GGUUCAGCUAGCAAGCUGGCUAUUCACUCCAGUUAUUUGUGAAGUAAUUGGAGUGAAUAGCCUGCUCACAAAACACUGCUAGCCCAGCUAGCAAACUAACCUCAAUCUCAACUCUGAUCUCAGAUGGUAGUCGGUUGCUAUCUGUUAAAUUGCUUGCUAGCUUUAAAAUCUGUCUCAACCAGAUAUGAUGUGGUUGUGCGUGUAACUUAUUUCCCCAAGAAAACUGCUUGGUUUAAUUUAGGAAAUUGGCUAAAUCAGACGUUUUUACACAAAAAUUUGAAACCAUACAGGCAUCUGAAGGAUUAGUAGUGUUAAUCAACAGAGGUGCAGUCCAAAACAACGGUCUAAAACUGUAUUAACGUCCAGACUAACCAAAAAACACUGCUCUGACGUUGCCUUUACCAUUCUUAACAAGACGCUGCUUUUAUGUUACAAUACCAUUCCCAGAUUUUCCCAGACAGUGUUUCAGCUUUAUUUUUUUUAUUAUAUAAAGUGCAUCGUGUGUGCAGGGGUGAACGGGACGCUUCCAUUGGUGGAUUGAUUGCUUCAACUCAUCUGAAGGAUUUCUCUUUCCCUGUAGACUCUGUUUUGAACUGUAAAAGCUCUCCCAAUUUAUUAUCUCCCCCCCACGGGUAACGCGCUUCAGGACACCCCCAACGAAGAGCAGGUGCUAGAGCGUAUCUCUUGACUGUACUAUAUUUCCAAAGCCAAUGGCAGAACUAAUUGGGUUCAAACCUCCUUAAGGGGGCAGUGCACCACUCUGGAGUUCAUAAGAGCAAAGGGAGGCGAGGCUCUGAUGAUGGAGAAUGGACAGAGCACGGCCUCGAAGCUCGGCCUGCCCCCUCUCACCCCUGAGCAGCAGGAGGCACUGCAGAAGGCAAAGAAAUAUGCCAUGGAGCAGAGCAUAAAGAGUGUGCUGGUGAAACAGACCCUCGCACACCAGCAGCAGCAGUUCACUAACCUGCAGAUGGCCUCCCUGACGAUGGGCUUUGGAGAUCCUCUCUCGCCUUUACAGUCGGUGGCCGCGCAGCGCCAGCGGGCUCUCGCCAUCAUGUGCCGGGUCUACGUGGGCUCCAUCUACUACGAGCUCGGCGAGGACACCAUCCGGCAAGCCUUCGCCCCCUUCGGCCCCAUCAAGAGCAUCGACAUGUCCUGGGACUCUGUUACAAUGAAGCACAAGGGCUUUGCCUUUGUGGAGUACGAGGUGCCCGAGGCGGCCCAGCUGGCUCUGGAGCAGAUGAACUCCGUCAUGCUGGGAGGAAGGAACAUCAAGGUGGGCCGGCCGAGCAACAUCGGCCAGGCGCAGCCCAUCAUCGACCAGCUGGCGGAGGAGGCCCGCGCCUUCAACCGGAUCUACGUCGCGUCCGUCCACCCCGACCUGUCCGACGAGGACAUCAAGAGCGUCUUCGAGGCCUUCGGGAGGAUCAAGUCCUGCACGCUGGCGAGGGACCCCACCACGGGCAAGCACAAGAGCUACGGUUUCAUCGAGUAUGAGAAGGCCCAGUCGUCCCAGGACGCGGUCUCCUCCAUGAACCUCUUCGACCUGGGGGGCCAGUACCUGCGGGUGGGGAAGGCCGUGACCCCGCCCAUGCCCCUCCUGACCCCGGCCACGCCCGGCGGACUGCCCCCCGCCGCCGCCGUGGCAGCGGCUGCAGCCACCGCCAAAAUCACUGCCCAGUUCUUCCAGGAAGCUGUAGCAGGAGCGUCCGUGCUGGGGGCGCUGGCCUCCCCCGCCCUGUCCCUCACCCAGCAGCUGGGGGGCCUCCCCCAAGCCGUCAUGGCAGCCCAGGCGCCGGGCGUCAUCACAGGGGUGACCCCGGCGCGGCCGACCCUGUCCGUGCUGCCCCAGGUGGGCCUGGUGAACCCGGUGCUGGCCUCCCCGCCCGUGCUGGCCACCGCGGUGGCGGCGGCCCAGGAGGCCAAGAAGGAGGAGGAGGAGGCCUUGCAGGACGGCACGGGCCAGGAGAUGCUGAGCGAGCAGGAGCACAUGAGCAUCUCGGGCAGCAGCGCCCGCCACAUGGUCAUGCAGAAGCUGCUGAGGAAACAGGAGUCGACGGUCAUGGUGCUGCGGAACAUGGUGGGGCCGGAGGACAUCGACGACGACCUGGAGGGUGAGGUGACGGAGGAGUGCGGCAAGUUCGGCGCCGUCAACCGCGUCAUCAUCUACCAGGAGAAGCAGGGCGAGGAGGACGACGCCGAGGUCAUCGUCAAGAUCUUCGUGGAGUUCUCCAUGGCCUCGGAGAUGAACAAGGCCAUCCAGGCGCUCAACAACCGCUGGUUCGGCGGCCGCAAGGUCAUCGCGGAGGUGUAUGACCAGGAGCGCUUCGACAACAGUGACCUCUCCGCAUAAACUGUCCUCAGACCCCGCCGAGAAAAAAAAAAAACACCUCUCACAUGGCUGCCACCACUGCUACGAGUGACGCUGGCAUCUCUUUUUAACUUGUAAUUAUUUUUUUAUUGAUGUUGAUAUUAAUAUUAUUAAUGAUCCCGUUGGGAGAUACAAGGAA